AUGGGUAGUGAGUAUUUGGACCCGAAUGUUGUCAAGUUGGCAAAUUUCCGGGUGUGCAAGGUUUCCAGUUACACGACUGAGUUGCUAGAGAUUCAAGCUGAUAACCCAACAGUGCAUGUCCUCUUUGUCCCUGGAAAUCCAGGUGUUGUUUCAUUUUACAAGGAAUUCGUGGAAUCGCUGUAUGGUUCACUCGGAGGGACUGCAUCUAUUACAGCAAUUGGGCACAUUGCUCAUACAAAAAAGAACUGGGAGCAGGGGCAGUUGUUCUCCUUACAGCAGCAAAUUAAUCAUAAGGUGGACUUCCUUAGCCAGGAACUGCAAGAAACUGAAGUUCCCAUUGUUUUGGUUGGACACUCUAUUGGUGCCUACAUAACAAUGGAAAUGUUGAAGAGAAAGGGAGAUCAGGUGAUAUAUUUCAUAGGGUUAUACCCCUUCAUAAUGGUAAAUCCUCAAUCAAAGAAGCAGGCCAAUAUUGCAAAAGUCUCGAGAUCAUCCAUCCUGAGUUGCCUGAUGAGUUUGAUGGUAGCAUCAAUUGGACUGCUGCCUAAGUGGCUUUCCCAGUACAUAGUGGUACAAUAUAUUGGUAACAGUUCGUGGUCUACUUCAGCUGUCGAGACUGCUCGUGGUCAUUUGCUGAAGUACCAUUUGUUCAGGAACAUGCUUUAUAUGGCAAUGACAGAGUUCAAGGAGUUUUCACAGGCACCAGACUGGGAGUUCAUAAGAAAGAAUCAACGUAAAAUGACAUUCCUGUUUGGUGAUGAUGACCACUGGGGGCCUUUGCAAGUCUAUGAGGAGAUUGCAAAGCAGGUCCCUGACAUGGCCUUAAUGAUAGAAAGGGAAGGCCUUUCCCAUAGCUUCUGUUGCACUGAAGCGGGCUCUAUCUGGGUUGCCAGGCAUGUAGCAAGCCUAAUAAAGAUUCAAACUUCAAGCUCAGCUUCUGCAGCAGAUGAUGGGAAGCUCUCUCAGAUCGCUUAG
Messenger RNA from Linum trigynum, 975 nucleotides. The record is from the annotation of a GenBank genome assembly. Lineage: Eukaryota; Viridiplantae; Streptophyta; Magnoliopsida; Malpighiales; Linaceae.